AUGUCGCACUCCACGCAUAAUUCUCCCAUGGUGGUAGUGAACACUGCUAGCGACAGACAACAAGUACCAUUGAGGGACUACCUGAACACACGAGUCGCGCCGUUCUUGAAGAAGGCCAUCACGCAAAGCUUGGAUGCCGAAGCAGAAUUUCCUCUCCAGUGGCUAGGAGAAUGCCUCAUCCAUCAGUCGAUCCUCUACGAAGGCAACCCGGACCGGACGAAUAUUCGCGAAAGAUUCCUCUAUAAGUUUGAAGACCCAAAACCGCAAGAGUCCGCAGAUGUAGCGGCUGCCUCACCAGCUGCCGCACCGCCAGCUGAACCUCCGCAUCGUUCACCGUCCGCGCAACCAGAGCAAACGCCCAUGCCGCAACCAGAGCAGACGCCCAUGCCACAACAAGAGCCUACCGAACUACAGUCUGAGGUUACCAUGAGCGAAGCGAGCCACGCUGUAGCAGAACAGCCGCAACCCCCACAAGUAGCUGAAGAGGAGACUGCGCCGCAACCCAUACCCGCAACAGAAGAGCCUGCUAUUAAUGGAGUCAAGGAGGGAGAAGAAGAGGCAGCGAGAGCAGGAGACACAUCAAGAGAUGCUGAUACUGAGAUGGGAGGGACAUCGUGA
Messenger RNA from Cladophialophora bantiana CBS 173.52, 618 nucleotides. RefSeq lists its product as uncharacterized. The transcript has 2 exons. The coding region runs from base 1 to 618 and encodes 205 amino acids. The record is from RefSeq and is a predicted model, not a curated record. Lineage: Eukaryota; Fungi; Ascomycota; Eurotiomycetes; Chaetothyriales; Herpotrichiellaceae.